CCUUCGCAGGCGGACGCCGCGGGCAUGGACUAUUCGUACGACGAGGACCUGGACGAACUGUGCCCCGUGUGCGGGGACAAGGUGUCCGGCUACCACUACGGGCUGCUCACGUGCGAGAGCUGCAAGGGCUUCUUCAAGCGCACGGUGCAGAACAACAAACACUACACGUGCACCGAGAGCCGGAGCUGCAAAAUCGACAAGACGCAGCGCAAGCGCUGUCCCUUCUGCCGCUUCCAGAAGUGCCUGACGGUGGGGAUGCGACUGGAAGCUGUGCGUGCUGACCGUAUGCGGGGCGGCCGGAACAAGUUCGGACCCAUGUACAAGCGGGAUCGGGCCCUGAAGCAGCAGAAGAAGGCGCAAAUUCGGGCCAAUGGCUUCAAGCUUGAGACCGGCCCCCCAAUGGGGGUACCUCCUCCUCCUCCUCCCCCACCGGACUACCUGCUCCCCUCCUCUCUGCAUGCCCCUGAGCCCAAGGGCCUGGCCUCAUGCCCACCCCCUGGGCCUCUGGGCGACUUUGGGGCCCCAGCGCUGCCCAUGGCCGUGCCCAGCGCCCACGGCCCGCUGGCCGGCUACCUCUACCCCAGCUUCCCUGGUCGCGCCAUCAAGUCUGAGUACCCAGAGCCCUAUGCCAGUCCCCCACAGCCCGGACCACCAUACAACUACCCAGAGCCCUUCUCGGGGGGGCCUGGGGUGCCUGAGCUCAUCCUGCAGCUGCUGCAGCUGGAGCCCGAUGAAGACCAAGUGCGGGCGCGCAUUGUGGGCUGCUUGCAGGAACCGGCCAAGGGCCGACCGGAGCAGCCUGCGCCCUUCGGCUUGCUGUGCAGGAUGGCCGACCAGACCUUCAUCUCCAUCGUGGACUGGGCACGCCGCUGCAUGGUCUUCAAGGAGCUGGAGGUGGCCGACCAGAUGACACUGCUGCAGAAUUGCUGGAGUGAGCUGCUGGUGUUUGACCACGUCUACCGCCAGAUCCAGUACGGCAAGGAGGGCAGCAUCCUACUAGUUACCGGGCAAGAGGUGGAGCUGACCACGGUGGCUGCCCAGGCAGGCUCCCUGCUGCACAACCUGGUGCUGCGGGCCCAGGAGCUGGUGCUGCAGCUGCACGCACUGCAGCUGGACCGCCAAGAGUUCGUCUGCCUCAAGUUCCUCAUCCUCUUCAGCCUGGACGUCAAGCUCCUAAACAACCACGGCCUGGUGAAGGACGCGCAGGAAAAGGCCAACGCGGCGCUACUCGACUACACCCUGUGCCACUACCCGCACUGCGGGGACAAGUUCCAGCAGCUGCUGCUGUGCUUGGUGGAGGUGCGGGCGCUAAGCAUGCAGGCCAAGGAGUACCUGUACCACAAGCACCUGGGCAACGAGAUGCCACGCAACAACCUGCUCAUCGAGAUGCUGCAGGCCAAGCAGACCUGAGCC
Messenger RNA from Ochotona curzoniae (black-lipped pika), 1413 nucleotides. RefSeq names its product nuclear receptor subfamily 5 group A member 1 (gene NR5A1). The transcript is spliced from 6 exons. The coding region runs from base 25 to 1410 and encodes 461 amino acids. Gene Ontology annotation, molecular function: nuclear receptor activity; zinc ion binding; RNA polymerase II cis-regulatory region sequence-specific DNA binding. Gene Ontology annotation, cellular component: RNA polymerase II transcription regulator complex. The record is from RefSeq and is a predicted model, not a curated record. Lineage: Eukaryota; Metazoa; Chordata; Mammalia; Lagomorpha; Ochotonidae. Gene Ontology annotation, biological process: tissue development; regulation of transcription by RNA polymerase II; hormone-mediated signaling pathway.